AUGCCUAUACUUGGAGCAGACUUUUUGGCGUACUACAAUAUCAUUAUCGAUAUAAAGAAUUCUCGUCUACAUGACAACCUGACAUCACUGUCAUCUCCAGGAUGUGUCACAUUCUCUCGGAUACAAAGUGUCAAGUCUAUAUUUGGAGAUAGUGCAUACAAUAAAUUAUUAGCUGAUUUUCUAUCCAUCACCAGACCAUCAAGCUUGAGUCAAGAAAGCACACACAAAACAUUUCAUUAUAUCAGAACCACUCCAGGACCUCCAGUUUCUUCUAGACCACGGCGCCUCAAGCCAGAAUUACUUCGCGUAGCUAAAGAAGAAUUUAAGAAUAUGGUAGAAUUAGGCAUUGCAAGACCCUCCGAUAGUUCUUGGUCUUCACCUCUACAUCUGAAAGAGGAUUCGACGUGGCGUCCAUGCGGAGAUUAUCGGCUGCGCAACUCACGCACAAUUCCAGACAAAUAUCCUAUUUGUCAUAUGCUGUCUACGCCCAUAAUUUAA
Molecule: messenger RNA, 498 nt
Organism: Ctenocephalides felis (cat flea)
Lineage: Eukaryota; Metazoa; Arthropoda; Insecta; Siphonaptera; Pulicidae
Exons: 1
Coding region: 1-498 (165 amino acids)
Source: RefSeq, a predicted model, not a curated record